Messenger RNA from Protopolystoma xenopodis, 294 nucleotides. The record is from the annotation of a GenBank genome assembly. Lineage: Eukaryota; Metazoa; Platyhelminthes; Monogenea; Polystomatidea; Polystomatidae.
AUGAAGAUUUGCCCUGUUGGAUUUCUGUCUUUUCGCUUAUUUGCCGCUCUGCUUCACUUCGAGCCCGGCGUGCAUGCGGAACGUCUUAAGGUAUCCUCUUCAGAUGUUCCGACCAAUCGAACCCUGACAACCGACUUCGGCAGACUUUUGGACACCACAACUGGCGGGACGCUAUUUUCUCGACCAGUCUCUUUGGCCCGCCCUGGCGGCCGAACUACCGGCUGGCGCACAGGCUCACAGACGCACAUGAAUUUCUGCCCAAAUUGGCACACAUCAAACCCACCUUCAAGGUAG